AUGGAGCUGAGCUGCGCUUCAGCAGCUCGUAGCCUCUCCCUCGUUCCUCUCUGCUCUUCGUCCCCCUCCACGUCCUGUUCCUCGUCCUGCUCGACGGGCGCUGGAUUCAGCUUAAGAUCGACCUCGGGGCGCUGCUUCGAUAGGAACAGGAGGGGGAAGAGGUGUCCGGAUGGAGGAUUGGCCCUCUGCGGCAGCCGCGGCGUGUGGAACGUCGUGAGGGCGAUGGCGGAGGGAAGCGGGGAGAGGAUCGAGGGGAUCUCCCAUGCAGAGCCGCGGAGCGGGAGGUUCGUGAGCCCCGCAAUGGAGAUCUCGACCUCACCGGCCACGGCCGCCACCGGCUCCUCUGCGUCCACGACCACGGCCAUAGAUCGGAGCUUCACCAGCGGCGACGCGGAUAAUCCCGUUUGGGAGAAACUCGAAGCCAUCGUCAGACUCAGCUACGGAAUUGGUGAGCGUCGCCGUUGCUCCUGCCGAUCCGUUCCUCUUUCAUCUCUCGCAGAAAUUAAGGGUUUACUGUUUGUUCGCUAUGCUCGUCGAGAAAUUUAGGGUUCAUCUCGCUCUUCUCUGUGUUUAAUCUCUGGAAAUGCCGACAGGCGUGUAUGGAGCGAUGGCCAUGGCGGGGAACUUCAUAUGCUCAAUAACCGGCGUCGACCCCAUGGGAGGAUUCCACAUGUCUCUGAAGGCCAUUGUUGAGGGCCUCGGCUAUGCCUCGCCUCCGAUCAUGGCCCUACUGUUCAUCCUGGACGUAUGCAUCAGACAUUUUAUUUUCUUCGUGUUCUGCAAAUCUUUCUUUCCUUCAUUCCUCCGCAGUUGACAAGAACUGGCAUGGCUUCUCAGGACGAAGUGGUGAAGUACUCCCCCCAUGCUCGGGCGAUCAGGGACGUGGAGGAUGAGGAGCUCCGGAGCUUCUUCUACGGGAUGUCUCCCUGGCAGGUACGUCCAUGGCCCUCGCCUCCUCCUCUCCUGGUUCAAGACGCUGCUGGCUCCAGCAAAGCUUGAUCGAUGUCGCCCUAAUUCCCUCUCCAGUUUAUGCUCGUAAUCACCGCAAGCUCUGUCGGCGAGGGCCUGUUCUAUCGCGCUGCUGUGCAGGUGAGGACUCUGGGAAUCACUCUAGAGCAAGCUUUUCAUCAGAAACCUCGAUUCAGUCAUCCAUGGAGGACAUAGAACCAGUCCUGCUAAAACACAGAGCACGGCCGGAUUAAGCCCACCUUCGAUCAUGCAUUGCUCUUCCUUCAUGCUCAUCUGGGUAUCCGAAUUAUUCACCAAGAUUCGAUAUUCUUCGAGGAUUGCAGGGCUCAUUGGCCGACAUGUUCUUGAGGAGCACCGACGUGUUGAAGGAUGCUCAUGGAAUCGCCUCUCUGGUAUGCACAAAUCCUCCUGGUGCAUGUUUGAUUUAUUUAUUUCAUCUGAAAUGUAUUUCUUCAUGGCGCAGACCGGCAUGCUGCCUGUGUUCGUUCCAUUCGCCCAAGCAUUUGCUGCCGCCAUUACUGCAGCUCUCACUGGAUCUCUCUACUACGUCGCGACUGCUCCAAAAGGUACUCAUUGACCGACAUGUUCUUGGUUGUCAUCUGCCCAAUGUUCUUGGCCACUAGUCCACUGCGGAGUUCUAAAGGUCAGAUUUUUAUGCAGAUCCGACCUAUGUAGUUGCUCCGGUCUUGAGGUCUCAAACUGGUCGUGAAGAUCUCAAGAAGCUCUUUGCAGGUCUCUCUCUCUCUCUCUCUCUCUUCCUGUCAUAUAAUUUGGAGAAGACAAAGAUCAAACUGAGAUGAUUGAUCCUCCUGUGCAGCAUGGUACGAGAGGCGGCAGCUGAAGAAGAUCUACUCCCCCCUCUUGGAAGGACUUCUGGCCCUCUACCUCGGCUUCGAGUGGAUUCAGGUUCCUCUCUCUCUCUCUCUCUCUUCUCUGUGUGUGUGGUGCGGUUCUCAUGGCUGGCUGUCUGCAGACGGAUAACAUCCUCGCCCCGAUGAUCACCCACGGCAUAUACUCCGCCGUCGUGCUGGGCCACGGGCUGUGGAAGAUCUACGACCACCGGCGGCGGCUACGCCACCGAACGGCGCUGGUGCGGACCGAUUCGAGGGCGUCCCGCAAUUGA
Molecule: messenger RNA, 2092 nt
Organism: Spirodela intermedia
Lineage: Eukaryota; Viridiplantae; Streptophyta; Magnoliopsida; Alismatales; Araceae
Source: the annotation of a GenBank genome assembly